Molecule: messenger RNA, 1544 nt
Organism: Lycium barbarum (goji berry)
Lineage: Eukaryota; Viridiplantae; Streptophyta; Magnoliopsida; Solanales; Solanaceae
Product: probable protein phosphatase 2C 75
Exons: 4
Coding region: 146-1327 (393 amino acids)
Biological process (GO): protein dephosphorylation
Cellular component (GO): nucleus; cytosol
Molecular function (GO): protein serine/threonine phosphatase activity; cation binding
Source: RefSeq, a predicted model, not a curated record
AUGACUAUAUCAAGCAACCAAACUAAUACACGUACACCUAUACACACAUUGUAUGAUACGUUUCGCGGUUCAGUUCCUUGUACAUAACGACUACUUACACAGCACUACAUACAAGUAGCUAGUACUUAGUACUGGUAUUAUAUAAAUGCGAUCAUCUGUAGAGGAUAUAUAUUCAACUGGAAUGUUCAGUGACGACGAGGAAGGUGAUUACAUCGAGAAAUGCCGGAAACGACGUCAACGUAGAAUACAAAUUAUGAGAAGGCAACAGCCAAAACUAUUAUUAUUAUUAUCAUCUGGUGGUUCAAUUUCUUCGUCAUAUUUGGGCCAAAGAAAGAUGGAGACGAUGGUUGGAGCAAUGUCUGUGUCAGGAAGGCAGCGUGUAAUGGAAGAUGCAAUUUCAAUUAGAACUAAUCUUUGCUCACCGGAGAUCAAUCGCUGGAGACCCCUUGAUUUCUUUGCUAUUUACGAUGGACAUGGUCGUCGUCAUGUAAACCCAACGGUAGCUUCACUGUGUAGCGAGAGGAUGCACAUACUACUAGGAGAAGAGCUGAUGCGCGUGAGGAACAACGUAGACAUGAGCGGUAGCUGCAGUUCCCGUGGAAGACGACAACCAUUGGGAGGACAGAGAGUGGAGGAAGCAUGGAAAAGAGUGUUGACGGGUUGUUUCUCGAGAAUAGACGAGAUGGCAUCAUGCACAUGUAGCGAGUGCGGAAGUGUGGGCUAUCGGUGCGGGUGCCCACCGGACGAGUUGGGACUAACGGGCUCCACUGCGGUGGUUGCAGUUUUGACAAAUGAAACAAUCAUUGUAGCCAAUUGCGGUGACUCACGUGCGGUUCUUAGCCGCAGGGGAAGUGCGAUCCCUCUUUCUUACGAUCAUAAGCCUGACAGACAAGAAGAACGUUCCAGAAUCGAGUCGUGUGGAGGCCGAGUUCUUUUUGCAGAUGGAGCACGAGUUGAAGGAAUUCUUGGCAUGUCUAGGGCGAUAGGAGACAGGUAUUUAAAACCGUAUGUCACAUCAGAGCCUGAGAUUACCUUCACAAAAAGGGAAGCGGAGGAUGAGUGCUUGAUUCUUGCGAGUGAUGGCUUGUGGGAUGUUAUAUCAAGUGAAAUGGCCUGUGAGGUUGCUAGAGAGUGUCUUCGAGAAGAAGAUCCAGCUGGGGAUCAUAGUUUCAGUCCUUUGGUAGAAGGUGUUGGUGAAGGAGAAUUAUUUUCUUCGCGAAGUGCAUCGGCAGCAGCGCUGCUUACUCGGCUUGCUCUGGGACGGAAUAGCUAUGAUAAUAUUAGUGUAAUUGUGGUUGAUUUGAAAAGAAAUCAUACUGGUGUAUAGUAUCUAGAGAAUCUUACUUCUUGACAUACCAACCAUGGUCCAUGAAGAACCUUUGAAGCAUGUUUUAUCAACCACCAUUCAAGGGUUUCAUGUUUUAUUAACCACCAUUCAAGGGUUUUUACCUAAUUAUGUAGCUUGAGGAUGAUACUUAGGGUGUAUGUGUUAUGAAGGAAUGAAGGAAAUGUUUUUCUUGAAAAUGAAGUGGGUUUUUUUCUUA